This is a messenger RNA of Coregonus sp. 'balchen', 9891 nucleotides long. The record is from the annotation of a GenBank genome assembly. NCBI's taxonomy places the organism in Eukaryota, Metazoa, Chordata, Actinopteri, Salmoniformes, Salmonidae.
AUGCCCCCAUUCCAUUUCACAGCAAGCAUCCAGUCUACCUCAAUCACAGUACCAGGGACUGCAAGGGGACGAGGGAAAACACCAAUAACAUGGGUUACCCCUGCCACAACACCACCAUCAGACUCUGGCCCUGCCAACCCAUGGCUCACUAACACUCAGGCCAAACAGGAAAUUCUUGGAACUGCGCAGAGAAAACCAGAGGAUUCUGUUACAUGGAGACAACUCCAGAGGGAUGAAGUCAACAGAGGAUUUUGCUAACUCCAGGGCAAGGUCAGGUGCUGCCCUAUACACAACCCAUUCAUUUUAAUGCCUUGUCUAUGAAAUCCACUUCAUUCAAUUUUACCAAUGUCUAUUUAUUGACAUAACACCAGACCUGCUUCUUCCACCCCCCACACUCAGAUCUGGAGAGAGAGGUGAGCAGGCCUCCAGAUGGGAGACAGAAUGGAGGCUGGACACGGAGCGUCUCAGGGCAGAGUCAGAGAGACUGAGAGGCCAGGUAGAGGCACUGAAAGAGACUGCAGGGAGACAGAGGGAGGAGAUGAGGGUCAAAGAAAGCUUUCUGAACAGGCAUUAUACUGGGGUGUAUAAACAGUGACUUAUCAUCAUGGCAUAUACACUGACCAGGUGAAAGCUGUGAUCCCUUUUUGAUAUCACUUGUUAAAUCCAUUUCAAUCAGUGUAGAUGAAGGGGAGGAGACAGGUUAAAGAAGGAUUUUUAAGCCUUGAGACAAUUGAGACAUGGAUUGUGUAUGUGUGCCAUUCAAAGGCUGAAUGGGCAAGACAAAAUAUUGAAGUGCCUUUGAACGGGGUAUGGUAGUAGGUGCCAGGCACACCGAUUUGUGUCAAGAACUGCAACGCUACUGGGUUUUUCACACUCAAAGGACAUCCAACCAAAUGUGAAAAGCAUUGGAGUCAACAUGGGCCAGCAUCCCUGUGGAACGCUUUCGACAUCUUGUAGAGUCCAUGCCCCGACGAAUUGAGGCUGUUCUGAGGGCAAAAGGGGGAGGGGUGUGCAACUCAAUAUUAGGAAAGUGUUCUUAAUGUUUUGUACACUGUGUAAGUAGCCUAGAUGUUACAUUCCUCAUUCAAUAUUGAACAUUUUACUGACAAAUGUGUAUCCUGCUUCUAUUCGAAGUAGGCCUACUUUAAAUAAAGUUUUGCCAGUGAUAUUUCCUCCCUUCUUACAUCCUGUAUUGCAGGCAGAGUCAUGAAAUAGAGGCGAUGUGGUAGGAGUUAUAUACGACUAAGACUGAGCUCAGAUAAGAGAGAGGAAAAAGAGCGACUCAGCACCCAGGUAACAGUUAUUCACAAGAACUCUACGUUUUUUGUAGAUUGUCAUCCCAGCUCACCUUUGUUUUAUGUGUGGUAGUAACUGGGGGAAAGUUCAGUUGGUUUGUGUCUAGCUUGCAGCAACUGUGGCGUUUUUCCUACCAUCAGCAACAAUGGCAUGAUUUAAAAACGGUAUAUUGUCUGUCCAAAAAAAUUGUGUAGAAGCCACGCCAGCUAUGCUUGUAGCCCCAAAUGACUGCAAUUCUGAAUCACUGCUUCACCCCAUUUAUUGGUUAAAUAUAAAUUGUUCCCCAGUGCUGGAAGGGGGGCCUGAGUGAAAAGGUUUGGGAACCCCUGCUCUAAGGAAACACAAGGAAAAAGACAGUUUGUGCUUUAACUGAGAAAGUGUUGCCUGUAGAACAAGGUGUAUCUUGGCUGAUUUAAUAUGAAUGUAUGUUAUGAGCAUAUUUGCAUAUUACUAUAUAAUAAGUAGUCUAUAGUAUUCUAAUCUGAAUUCCUCUAUAGACUCAACUCUGUGAACGACAUAUUGGCCCUACAAGAGGAGGAGAUGGUUGAGAAGGUCAAUUAUUAACAGCACCAUAGCUGAUGUAAAAUCCCCUUAUUUUUGUCAGAGAUUUGAUUAAUAUCCAUUCCCCCAUGUGUGUGACUAUCUAAGAGCUGAGAGGGUUAAGUAAAGGCUUAGUCACGUCCACAGACUCUGUCAAACCCUCUCCUGAAGAAUGGGCCUAAAGGCACUCGGGUUCUGCGCCGCUGGAGAGAGAAGGUCUUCAUGUUGUUGGUCCAGCUUCGCUCAAAGGACAUCGAACUGAGGGGAGAAAAGGACAAACUUCACUCAAUUGUAUGUUCCUUUAAGAGGUUUAUAUAUUUUUUAAACAGACAAAUGACCACCCACUAUGUUCAGUCUAUUCACAGGUGAAUUGUGAUGAGGGACAUUUUCAAAACAUGCAGAAACAUCCAUGAGUCUAUUGUGUGUCCUUUUGUUUCAGAUCUCGUCUCUGGAGCAGGAGGUGAAGAAGGAGAAGUACCAGUCUAGUGUGUUCCAGCAUAGCCUGCAGGACAGAACAGCUGAGCUGGACCUGGAGAGGAUGGCCAGGGAGGUGAGGAGGAACAGUGGACAGCCUCUGUGGGAUUGUCUCAAUGCAUCCCUUCAUAGGAUGGCUCUCCUCCAUUUUGUUGAAACAGGAUGCAUCUGCCAUUGCCACAGGGAGGUGCCAAUUACUUAUGCUGUGUUAGGACAGGAGACGGUGCUGCUUCUCAUGAAAAAUCUGUUACGCACCACCCUUCAGUAUUAAACGCCCACACCAGUAGAAAUCCAUCAUUUUCAAGCUGAAAGACGAUAGCCAAGCUUACCCAUGAUGUUGCACAACGAUUUAAGUAAGUAAGUCAUCGUUUUAGUCAAAGCAUGAUAUAUUUGGGCUUGAAGUGACAUCCGUACUGUGCAAAUUUUUCUCCCCAAUUUUGUGAUAUCCAAUUGCGAUCCAAUUACGAUCUUGUCUCAUCGCUGCAACUCCCCAACGGGCUCGGGAGAGGCGAAGGUCGAGCCAUGCGUCCUCCGAAACAUGACCCGCCAUACAGCGCUUCUUAACACCCGCCCGCUUAACCCGGAAGCCAGCCGCACCAAUAUGUCGGAGGAAACCCCGUCCAACUGAUGACCGAAGUCAGCCUGCAGGUGCCCGGCCCGCCACAAGGAGUCGCUAGAGCGUGAUGAGCCAAGUAAAGCCCCCCGGCCAAACCCUCCCCUAACUCGGACAACGCUGGGCCAAUUGUGCGCCGCCCUAUGGGACUCCCGGUCACGGCCUUAGACCGCUGCGCCACUCGGGAGGCCCCAGGGCUGGGUUUUAUUUUAAUGUUACCACCCACUGCAUUGCAGUUAUUCCCCUUCCCGACUGAGAUGAGCCAAACAGCCUUGUGUCCACUUGGCCCUGAGCCAUGGAGCAAAUUAAAUUAUAGGGGGUGUAAACUUAUGUUUUUGCACCUUAUGUUGUUUUUUUUACUAGAAAACUAUCCAAGUCCGUUGGAUAAUAAGACCAUUUUCACAUUUCUUUUAGCUAGUCUGUAUUAAAAAAAAUACACUACCAGUCAAAAGUUUGCAGACACCUACUCAUUCAAGGGUUUUUCUUUAUUUUUAAUAUUUUUUACAUUGUAGAAUAAUAGUGAAGACAUCAAAAACUAUGAAAUAACACAUAUGGAAUCAUGUAGUAACCAAAAAAGUGUUAAACAAAUCAAAAUAUAUAUUUGUGAAUGUGUAUAAGUAGCCUUUGUCAUUCUUCGGAGGUGGAACCUAAACGUGCAUUUCCUCUCUAGGACAGGAAAUUACGUCGAAAUAAUUGCGGCAACUUCCUCUGGGGGGUCCUUUUAAGAGAAUACACAAAAUCUCUCCUAGAUUUUUUUUUUUACAAUGAUUCAAAUUUCCAGAUGAAAUACUCUGUAAUGAUGAGUAAUGACGACAAAUGAGCGAACAAUUCUCUGAAGACCCAAUUGGACCCUGAAGACACAGUGUGAGAUGACAUUAAGAUACUUUUCAGAAUUUUGACAUUUAACAGUCGAUAUGUAAUCAAAAGGUCACUAUGACCUCAUCAGAGAGGAGACCCUAGUAGUUGUCUGGUGGCGGGGUGUUUUUGAUGCUAACCGUGUUUGUCUGGUCCUGUCAGGCCGUGACGCAGGCUGUGGCCAGGACUCAGAGGGAGAACACAAGCUGGAGUCAGAAGGCUGGGGUUGGACUGAAGACCGUGACAGAGGCUGUCCAGAGGUAAAGAGCUGACAGACAGGUCCACCUGACAACCACUAUACAACAAAAGCUUCGCCUGAGAUAUUUCAGUUGUAGUAGCUGUCAUUUUGUACGUUGGGCACCUAUUAUUUUCCAGACUCAAUCCCAGAUUUCACAGUCCAUAUCACUUCAUAGCAUCUCUUAUAAAAUGUCAAAUGGAACAGGGUGAAUUUGUGUACUACUCCAUCAUAUAAUCGUCAUUUAAUGUAAAAUCUUCUGUUAAAGUACCAGUUCCUCUCUACAGAUUCAGUCAGGUAUUAGAGGCUAAUAUGUCAGAGGUGGAGCCCGUCCAAACACGUCUGAGCAGCUUUGGCAGAGGCUGACCUGCGCCAAAAGAAGAGUGGACACAAUUCAAGGACUGUUUAUAGAUCUGAAAUUAUUUCUCCCCCCAGGAAAUCUGAGAACAGUGGGUUUAAAUUGCGUGUGCCUAUUGAUAAUCCUGUGCACUGUUUUAUUCUGUCUCAGUCUGCUUAGUUUGACCACAUAUUCACUGUACUGUUGUCUGGCAGGACUGAUGAUGAGGAAGGUGGCCCUAUGGAGAGUGCAGCAAGUCCACUAAAGCAGCCAACCCUUUCUCUGAGAGGUAUGAUAACUGACCACACCGGACCACCCUGGCCCUGGGUCUCACUGAACCCAACAGUUAUUAAUGAGGAAAAGGCCUUGCCUUGUAGACCAUUUCCUCAGUUUGUCUCACUACCACUACAUCUCCCAGUGCCUUACUAGUUGUGUUGUCCUCUCUCUCUCUUUUCACAGUGCCUCUGUCAGAGAGCUCCAGGCAGAGCUGGCCUCGGCGUGUGAGGAGAGAGACAAGGUCACGCAGGAGCUCAAGAGAACCCCAGAGCUCAUUGAGAGUGCCCUGGCUGAUGUCCGUGAGCAGUGUAUGUUGUUUAGUCAUCUGUUUAGAGAGAUUCAGUCUUGUAUAAAUUCCUUGUAUCCUGUAACUGUACCUAUAGUAGAUUUGCAUGCACCUUGUCUUUGUAUAUCCUGUCCACGUGGCAGUAGUAAUACUCUGUAUACAGUACACUGUCUGUGUUCCUCUUCCUCUCCAGUCGACAGUGAGGUGAGGCAGCUGAGGCAGGCUGCAGAGCGGAGCAGGGGGGAGGCCCAGGAGUCCCAGGCUGCAAGAGAGGAGGCCCAGCAGAGGCUGCAGGAGGCCCACACACAGCUGGAGGAGAGCAGCCUCAACCUGGAGCAGCUCCAUGCACAGCUGAUUAGCCAACAAGAGACCAGUGACAGAGGUGAGAGGGAAUCCCAUUGUAAUUUAGUUUAUUUUCUAUGAAGAAUGUUCUAUUCAUCAGUUGAAUUUAUCUCUUGAAGUGAUCGAUUUGUUGACAUGUCACACAGUGUACUCUAGUUAUGUUUAGGGCUGACAAGCCUGCAUCUCUCCUUACACCGUCCCUGGUUUUGACCUGUCAGCCUUGCAGGAGAGAGUGUUUGAGACAGAGGAUUGCUGUGCUCAACAGCUGAGAGUGAUGGAGUCUCUACUCAACACGGCAAGAAGAGAACACACCAAAGCAGGUAGCGUAUACAUGACUAACUCAACACGUCUAAACAUACUGUACAUCUCAACGCAGACGGGUGGAAGGGAAAUGUAAAGUGAGAGAUUCAUACAUGCAUCAGCAGAAAUGGUUUACUGCAGUGUAACUAAGAUUGCUGUCUGUGCUUUCUGUUGUAGUGCUGGCCCUGUGUCAAUUUGAGAUACAGGCAGAGGGAGAGAGGGAGCAGGAGAGAGAAGCACAUUGCCUCCAGAGUGAACACACAAAGAGGGAAAUCCAGGAUCUACAGAAACUACUUCAGGACAAGGACAGAAACCUACAUUUGGUAAGUUCAUAGUGUCUUGGUUUAUUGUAAGUCAUCCACGGACCCUCCGGCUUCACUCACGUACAUUCCGAAAGCUUGUUCGCAGAAAGAAGCUAAGAAGGCGUAAGGGUGGGGGACCAACUCAAUAUACUGUAUGACUAAAACCAAAUCGAAACUGUGUAGAAAUGAUAAUGGACCACCAUUCAUACAGUUUCUUGACUGUGUACAGCCCUACAGAUUAUUUUUGGCAAAUGUUGACGGCGAGGAAAUAUAACCUUGGCCCUCGGCAAAAUGGUCUAGAUGGAAACUAGUGACGUGUUGCUACUAUCAAACCAACCAUAUAUUUUGCAUGGCUGGAGCUCUGAACAGAGGGGGUGUUUCUGAAAUAUUUUUUGACUUCGAACAAGCAAGCUAACAUAAGAUACAAAAUAUUACGCUGCAUAGGCUAUUAGACCUUUGUCCGCCGUGGUAGGAAAAGAGGGACGGACAGAACAAGAAAAAUGAAAAACACAUUUUUCUCCUGAGGGGGAACGUCAUUUUCUACUCAGAGCCAAUCAAAUGCUAGGGUUGAAUGCCAGCGCUUCCAUUUAAAUGCAAAAGAGUCAACAAGACGGGAUUUGGAAGGAUGGUCCCAUGAGACUAAUUGCAAGUUUACCAUGUUAAGAAAUGUUCUGCUAUUGUUUUGUGAAACUGACAACUUUCAAGAUACAUUUUUUAGGUUUGUAUAAUUAGUGUCCCCAGGGGACAGUGCGUGAGAGGGGUCUGAUGAGUGAGUAUGAGGCAGCUCGGACCACAGCCCUGCAGACUUCUGUGGCCUUGGAGGAGCAGCAGAGACCCUCAGGGAAGAGCAACACUCUGAAAGCCAAAGACAAGCCACAGACCAUAGGUAACUUCCACCUACACACCAUUUUGUCACAUUACCUCUUCAUAUGAAUACCGUCUUGUAUUAUAUAAUACAAGUACAGUGCCUUAGCAAAGUAUUUAUACCCCUUGACCUAUUCCACAUGUUGUUGUGUUACAGCCUGAAUUCAACAUUGAUUAAAUAUAUUUUUAUCACCCAUCUACACACAAUACCCCCAAAGUGAAAAUGUUUUUAUACAUUUUUGCAAAUGUAUUGAAAAUGAAAUACAGAAAUAUCUCAUUUACAUAAGUAUUCACACCCCUGAGUCAAUACAUGUUAGAAUCACCUUUGGCAGUGAUUACAGCUGUGAGUCUUUCUGGGUACGUUUCUAAGAGCUUUGCACACCUGGAUUCUUCAAGCUCUGUCAAGUUGGUUGUCGAUCAUUGCUAGACAGCCAUUUUCAAGUCUUGCCAUAGAUUUUCAAGCUGAUUUAAACUGUAACUAGGCCACUCAGGAACAUUCAUUGUUGUCUUGGUAAGCAAUUCCAGUGUAUAUUUGGCCUUGUGUUUUAGGUUAUUGUCCUUCUGAAAGGUGAAUUUGUCUCCCAGUGUCUGUUCAAAAGCAGACUGAACCAGGUUUUCCUCUACGAUUUUGCCUGUGCUUAGCUCUAUUCCAUUUAUUUUUAGCCUAAAAAACUCCCUAGUCCUUGCCGAUGACUAACAUACCCAUAACAUGAUGCAGCCACCACCAUGCUUGAAAAUAUGAAGAGUGGUAUUCAGUGAUGUGUUGUGUUGGAUUUGCCCCAAACAUAACGCUUUGUAUUCAGGACAUAAGGUUAAUUUCUUUGCCAUUUUUUUUUGCAGUUUUACUUUAGUGCCUUAUUGCAAACAGGUGCAUGUUUUGGAAUACUUUUAUUCUGUACAGACACUCUGUCAUUUUAGGUUAGUAUUGUGGAGUAACUAUAAUGUUGUUGAUCCAUCCUCAGUUUUCUCCUAUCACAGCCAUUAAACUCUGUAACUGUUUUAAAGUCACCAUUGGCCUCAUGGUGAAAUCCCUGAUCGGUUUCCUUCCUCUCCGGCAACUGAGUUAGGAAGGACGCCUGUAUCUUUGUAGUGACUGGGUGUAUUGAUACACCAUCCAAAGUGUAAUUAAUAACUUCACCAUGCUCAAAGAGAUAUUCAAUGUCUGCUUUUUUUUAUGUAUCUACCAAUAGGUGCCUUUCUUUGCGAGGUAUUGAAAACCUCCUUGGUCUUUGAAUCUGUGUUUGAAAUUCACUGCUCGACUGAGGGAGCUUACAGAUAAUUGUAUGUGUGGGGUACAGAGAUGAGGUAGUCAUGAAAAAACAUGUUAAACACUAUUAUUGCACACAGAGUGAGUCCAUGCAACUUAUUAUGUGACUUGUUAAGCACAUUUCUACUCCUGAACUUAUUUAGGCUUGCCAUGACAAAGGGGUUGAAUACUUAUUGACACAAGACAUUUCAACUUUAUAUUUUUUAUUAAUUUGUAAAAAUGUGAAAAACGUAAAUCCACUUUGACAUUAUUGGGUAUUGUGUGUAGGCCAGUGACACAAAAUCUCAAUAUAAUACAUUUUAAAUGCAGGCUUUAACAAAACAAAAUGUGGAAAAAGUCAAGGGGUGUGAAUACUUUCUGAAGGCACCAUUUAUAACAUGUAUAACACAUAAAACAGAAUGAAACUGUAAUUUGACUACAGAUAACAUAUAUCUAUAGACACAUAGUAGUAACCAUUGAACUGUUCUGUGUGUUCCCUGUUAGACUCACUGCUGUCAGUGUUGGGGGACAUCCAGACUCUGAGUGCUGCAGUGGUCCUCAGCUCAGAGGACAAUGUAGAGGAGGAUGGUGGAUGGGGUGGGGCGCUGCAGAGACAAAAGAGACAACUCACUAAAGUGACCUUCCGCAAAAAUUACUGGGAACCUUUUUGCUUUCACUGCAUGUUUUGAACAAUCCAUUUCUCUUUUGAGAUUGAACUUUUCAAGUCUCAAAUCUUUGUUUUUGACAUUCUAUUCCAUAUUUAUGUAGCUCAGACUCUUUAUAAAAUGACACUGUCGACACAACAGCAAUGUUCCCAGUUUGAAGGUGCAUGACUUGAGGUCUUGAUUGGCCAAGAUGAAAUGCAUUGGAUAGAUUUGUUUGCGUUUGUAAGAUUUCAUGGAUCUUCUUAAUAUUAAUUGCCGCUGAAAAGUAAAGUAAUGCCCUCUAGCUUAUACCAGUGAGAGUUACCAUUCCUCACCUUUGGCUGGCAGGCUACGGCCAGGGGAGAAGCUGACAGACUGAUGAGUUCAUAUAAGGUAGGCGGGCAUGUGGCCUGUGCUCUCAGUCUAAUCAAUAAGUCAAUGGGUUUUCUCCCAGGGCCUCACAGCAAGGAGGAGCAUGACAGGAAAAUCAAAUGAAUGGAUAGCCUCGUUCAAAACCGCAUGCUGCCUUCCACUGGAGAAGACUAAAUAACAGGCUGAGUUAUGACCCUAAGUGCUCUGAACUGUAGUACUGGAGACAGGAGAUUGACCUCUGCUGAUGGUUCUGUAGUCUUGCUAUUGGUUGUGUUUAUAAAGACAUGAAUCAGCAUCUUCUUUGACAAAGUUGUGUAUUGUUUUGUGUGAUGACAUAAUGUGCUAAAUUAUAUUGAUAUUUAAAACUUUCAUUGUGUUUUGAAAGCACUUAGAACCUAAAAAGCAUUUCAUGAAAAUUAGGACUGUCUGUCUGUCCUCCAUUAGGAAUGGAGAGGUCAUGACAAUAAAUAACUCAUUCCAGAGAAUCAGGAGCAGAUUGUGAGAUGUUUAGAUGGCUUUUACUUAAAGUGACCUCUGAAUUCACAGCCAAUCAGCAGUUGCCAUCGUCUGGUUAUUACUGUAAAUGGAAGUCAGGCCUAACUGUAAAAGAGAUGUUCAAUUUAGUGAUUAGAUUUAGUGUUAUGAAAGUAGCUAUGUCCCUUUCUAAGUUAAAUUGUAUAUCCAUUAUGAAGCUGCACUAGCUGGCUAAAGGGGUGACCAACCAGAAAAACAACCUGAACUGCAGAAGAUAAAAAUACACAGGUUUAUGUAAGCAUUCAUGAUUAUGAUGAGAAAUUGACUUCAUUUAAUUUGUGUAGCCCUAGUUCCUGAUUGUGUCCCUUGCUAUCAGCUUUUCUUGUUUUCAUUUUACAGAACACCAUUAGUGUCAUGACAUUUAUGCAGCACUAA